AGGCGUGAAUAAAAUUUCUAUUUUUUAAAUGAGACAGGGUCUCCAAUUCUGGGCCUCAAGGGGUCAUGCCUCCCAAGGAGCUGGUAUUGCAGGCACACAACAAGCACCCAGCCAGCAUUUGUUACUUUUGAGCAUCUGCCCUAACAGAUUAUAUUAAAUAGCUUUUGAGGUUAGGGUCCUUCCUAAUGAAAAGCUGUACAAUUGGAAGCUGGGUUUGGGGUAUAGAGUUUUAUUCAGUAUUAAACUCCCUGAAAAACUCCAGAAGAGAAGUUUUCAUUUAUAUAGCUACCAAUGAGUUUCGUUCUUUAUUUUUGAAACUUAGUUUGCUGCAGUUAAUAGUUGCUGAAAUUUAUUUUAAGAAAACCAGAAUGCUAGGAAUUUGUUUCUCAGAAGUUUAUUAGGGACGCAGGGUGUCUUAUUUCAAACCUUCUAUUAGGAGCCAGUGAAUUUGAAUAGAAAAGUGGCCUUGAUUAGUUUGAGGCCCCUUAGGGUGGGCAGAAGAGGGAGGGAGCAGCCUCUCCAUUCCUCAUGUGGGGGUCUCCCACCCCUGAAGCUCAGGGUCCCUUUGGGUCUUUGUCUGAAAAAUUGGGUAGAAGGCAUAGGCUUGGAUCUUCACAAGUCUAGGAAGGCGAUACAGUGGGGUGUCAGAGCCCAGGGGUGCCUACAGGUGGCCUCAGAAUUAAGGGAGUCACAAGGACCACCUUUCAGUGAGCUCCAGGCCACCCCUGGGCAGGGACCUUGGAACCCCCCUUUCCUGGAGUUACCUAGAAGCGUUUAAUGAGCUCCUGCAACUGCUUCAUCUUCUAGUUGCUGCUUGGUGAGGCCUUUUGAAAGGUCACGUGCCUCCCCUAUGGCUGCUUAAAGAGCUAUUGUUACUCUCUUAGAGUGCCUGAGGAAAUAGAGGCUUCUGAGGAGCUGGGCUGACCCUGGCCUUGGGCAGCCUGCGCCAAGCCCUGAAAGGCAGGGAGGGGCCAAGGCAUCUGGCUUCUUGCCCUCAGGUUCUUGAGGGCAUGUUCUUGUGGGCAUGUCUCCUCUUUUCUUCUUUAAACCCUGCCCUGCUUAAGGAGGUAGAGGUUACACAAAGCCCUGAGAGUGAGAGUUCUCACAGCUAGGAGCUGGAGGCCUCUUCUGAUCAUGCUCGUAUUGUUACUGCCACUGCCGUGUGUUAAGCAAACUGGGAAAACUUUUAAGUGAAAAUGCGAAAUCAAUUUUAUUAUGUUUCACUUUAUUCCUUUCUAUAACAAUUUAGAUAGAAUGAGGGUUAAAAAUCAGGAUUGUGUACGUUUUUCAAUCUUACUGGGUGUGUGGAUUCGGUUUUGCUUCAUAAUAUGAAAUAGUGAAACCAAGGCAAACCUGCUUUAAGCCAUACUCCAUCGGGGGUCCUUAUUCACACAUUUGAAGUACAUCCAAGAUUUGAUUUGUGUGUCUUUUCCUGUUCUUGGAGUUUGCUUACACUAGCCCUCCACCCUCCCCUUCCAGGCAGCAUUACUGAUGUCUUAUCACACUUUCCCUAAAUCGUUAGGAUUAGCACACAGCUACCACCAGCUGGAUCUUUCUAAUUGGAAAUUAGGUGCUUCUCACAUCGAUACCUGUCUCAAAGUAUCUCCACCGAUCUCUUUCAGCCAUGGGAAUUCUGCUAAAUGCCUAUAGUAUUGCAUGGCCUGUGUGCUUUUUAAAUGUGUGAGUUCUGUAGAUUCAGUGAUUAUUUCUAGAAAAAUGUGUUAUUGAAAAAGUGUUGUUUUAUUCUGGUAACAAGUCUUAAAAAGACAGUUCUACAUUGAUAACUAAAAGAAAAGUCUACAUCGUCUUGCCUAAAUGUUACCUCUCUUCCAGAAAACCAAUAAAAAUUCAAAGUGGCAAUGAGCUUACUAAUUUGUUUUUAGUUGGAUUUUCGUUGACAUUUUGGGACAAGCUUCUGAAGCUUUCUGUGAUGAGGGGCCAUCUUGUUUUUGCUCCCUCCCCCAGACCUUCCUGGGCUUUAGAGAAACACAAUAAAAAUAAUUACUGAAAAAGUAAAAUUAAAAUACAAAGAUAUAGAAAAUAGAAGGUUCAUUUUAAAAAUUAAACUUACAGUUACUUUGUAAAUUUGCAAAAGUUUCUAAAUAAUACAAUAUAUCUACUUAGCUCAUCUUGGACCAGUAACAGUUCACAUACUGGCACCAUCUGUGGGGCACACUUUUAGAAACACUGUUGUAGAGUGUGCAUAUGUGUAGUUGUGUACUCACAUGCUUGUGUAAAUGUGCUGUAAUCACAUAACAUAGAUCAUAUAACAACUUUAUAUGAAAAUUAAAUGCACUUAGUAAGCUCUUUAGCAAAAGUGAAGUUUUUCUGUAAGUAUCUAAAUGCUCAAAUUUGUAAACAAAUAUAAAUAGUAUAAUUGUGACUAUAAUUAUGUGUUUCAAAAUCCAGUUGUCGGUAACCCUUCUGAUGCAUGAACUAGUAAGUGUUUUGCAAUGUGAAAUGAAACCACCUCCCCCACUGAUUCACUCCAAAGUUUAAAUGGGCACAAAUACUUUAGAAAGGAAAUAUUCGAUGCAAAGUAGAUACAUAAAUGAGACUUUUAGCACUAAACAGUAGGAAAUAUGCUUGUCACCUGAAGUAUUAGGUAAGUCACUUGUUACUAUCAUGCUUUCCUUGCCUGGGAGAACAGUUAAUUACAGGCAUGGUCUUUGGACCUAGUGAUUGACAGCCAUUCUCGUAAUGUUUACAAAAUGAGAGGAAAUGUUUCAUGCAAGUAACUCCACAUUCUUUGUGAGUAUUAACAAAUCUCAAGCUGAUUCUGAUGUUGAUAGGUUGCAGCCUUCUUUAUCCAUCUCUUCUGAGACUGAGGCAGUGAAGUCAGUCACCCUAAGUAGGACUGUGUGCCAGGCUCUGUGGCCACCUGUCCAUCUGUCUUGAGGGGCAGCAUGGACUCCUUUAUAACAAAGUAUUGGAAGAACGUUGUGUGAAGUUUAUAUUCCGUUUAGCCUUGUUCCUUUGAUGGGAAUUGAAAUUCAAAGUGGUGAUGAGGUGUAGGAAGAGAUGUUUAGCCUGUGAAGACCAGACUGCACUCACGCGUGACUCCCCACUGUGAGUGGAAGCGUGCCUGAGGAGCGUAGAUGUGGAGUAUGUUAAAGGGUUGCAUGAGGCGUGAUCAGUCAGCUGAAGCAAUUUAGUAAAAGGUAAGUAGCAUUUAGAAGGAAACUUGGGUAACUACAUAGCAAUUGCCCAUAUAUGAAGAUUUCAGAAAGAGUGAGCCACACUGAGAGUAGGAUUAACGUGCGUGUGAGUGUCAUAGAGCAAGCAUGGGCCUGGCUUAAUUAGAACCAUGUAUCCUGAUCUGAACAACACAGGACAAUUUCUUGAUUAAAUGGUUAGAAAGCGAGGUCUGUGAGGCAAAGGCUAAUGGACUUGAGAUUGUUUUGUUUAGACAGUAGAAGUUCUGAAAGUGAGUGAUGACAAUGUAACAUGACCUUGGAGAGUUGGAAGGACCACGCUCCAGAAGGUGACAACCAGCUGAAGAUCAGUUCACUAAGGCCAGAGCAAGAGAGGACACAGCCUGGGCGGUGAACAGCAGCAAGAUGGGGCAGUUCUUCACUGCAGUUUUAAAAUUCAACCUGUUACCAAGUUCCCAAGAUAUAUGUUGGGUAAAGGAGGAAAACGGAAGUUUGAUGAGCAUGAAGAUGGGCUGGAAGGCAAAAUCGUGUCUGCCUCUGACGGUCCAUCCAAGGUGUCUUACACCUUACAGCGCCAGACUAUCUUCAACAUUUCCCUUAUGAAGCUCUAUAACCACAGGCCCCUGACAGAGCCCAGCUUGCAAAAGACCGUUUUAAUUAACAACAUGUUGAGGCGGAUCCAGGAGGAACUCAAACAGGAAGGCAGCCUGAGGCCUGCGUUCACUCCCUCCUCCCAGCCCACCGAGGAGCUGAGUGACAGCUACCAAGAGGCCCCACCUGCCUUCAGCCACCUCGGGUCCCCUCCUGCGCACCCCUGCGACCUCGGCAGCACUACACCCCUGGAGGCCUGCCUCACCCCAGCCUCACUCCUCGAGGAUGACGAUGACACUUUUUGCACUUCCCAGGCCGUGCAGCCCACGGCUCCCACCAAACUCUCACCUCCAGCCCUCCCGCCAGAAAAGGACAGUUUCUCCUCUGCCUUGGACGAGAUUGAGGAGCUCUGUCCCACAUCUACCUCCACAGAGGCCACAGCAGCAGUGACUGACAGCUCCAAAGGGACCCCCAUCGAGUCCAGCAUCCAGAAACCCGAGGGACCCCAAGAGAGCCGCACGGACGAUUCGAAACUGAUAGACUCUCUGCCUGGGAAUUUCGAAAUAACAACGUCCACGGGUUUCCUGACAGACUUGACCCUGGACGACAUCCUGUUUGCAGACAUCGAUACGUCCAUGUAUGAUUUUGACCCCUGCACGUCCUCGUCAGGGACAGCCUCAAAGAUGGCCCCUGUGUCAGCCGACGACCUCCUCAAAACUCUGGCUCCUUACAGCAGCCAGCCCGUCACCCCGAGUCAGCCUUUCAAAAUGGACCUCACAGAGCUGGACCACAUCAUGGAGGUGCUCGUCGGGUCCUAAGACCCAGGGCGGCUGUGCCCGCCCGGACCCUGGGGCGUUCCCACAACCCUGACAGUUCUCCGCACUGUGCAUGCACCCUUGCUUGCCUUUUUCAGAGAAAAAAAGAAAAUUUUACAAAAGGAUCACACUAGUUUUUGCUUUGAGCAGAGUUGGAGUGCCUUCAUACAAGUAUGACCACUUUUAAUAUGCUUUUUUGGAGUGGUUCCUCAGAGACCUACUACCCUGGUAUAGGAAAGAAUAGUAGAGGACAAUGUUGCUCUAUGUUGAAUGACAAAAAUAAACAGUUCAAGUGAAGCACAAGGAUUAAGUUGGAAACGCUGUAAAUUGCAUGUGCAUAUUUGUCUAUUUUUUCUAUAAGUUUUAUUGCAAGAGGUAAAGAAGAAAAAAAUAUAUAUAUAUAAUUUAGAUAAUCUCAGUACCUUUUUUGGCAUUUUCGCCCUGUAUAGGUUGACUUGGCAAUUCAGCCUUUUUAGAGGCAUUAACUACUCCUCGUAAGUGUUGCAUUUACAUGGCUGUUUAGAAAACUGCUGCCCAAAUUUAUUUUAUAUUUUUGUACAGAUUCUGCAGUUUAUGAUAUUGUUUUUCUAAAAACAAAUGCUGUUUAUACAUAUGAAAUAGCUAUUUUGAUAGGAUUUGCUCACAUAGUUCCUGCAAACUUCAGAUGUACAAGUUGCACUUGUACUUUUAUAGAGUUGUAAUGUUUUAUAUGUGUAUGGUGCAAGAGAAAAUUGGAUCAAAUCAAUCUGCAGUUGAUGUCCCCAAAUGCAAACACACACGGGCACAUACAUACACACACAUAACACACACAGCGCUUUAAGAAAGGGCCAGGUGAUAUCACACCCAAAUUUCACACGCACUGACCCCCUGGCACAAACACCCGCCAGUACUGUGACUUCCAAAGCCAGAGCCACGUCUGCUCAUCAAACUUGCAUUAAGCAGUUGAUGGAGAUGGCCACAGAGCUUGGGGUUUAAGUGAUGGUUCUCUUUAGCUCCCUUUUUUGAAGGGAAGGCUACCAGUCUUACUUUAGAGUGUAUUUAUGCCAAGUUUGCUCUUUUAAUUGUUUUUAUUUUUUAAGUGAAAACCUAGAUCUUUCCUUUUUGGCAUAAUUUUUAUGAUGACCUAAUAUUUUACAUCUGAAUACAAUUUUGUGAUAAGCAACCAACCUCUUCAUGGAACUAAGCCCUAUUGCAAUGCUUAGGGCUCUUAAAGAAGAAAAUCUCCCCAGAAGGCAUCCAUCAUGUUGCUAAAUUGUCUUUUGCAGCUUCCCUUCCCUAGAGCUUUUGUUCUCUCUGUUGCUAAGAGCUAAAAAUGGCAUCUUUGUGAUCACCACAGUGAGCUCUGCUCACCUCGGCUGGCCCGGGAUGUACUCUUACAACAUCUGUGACCUUGAACCUGGAGUUCCUCACCUUAUGUGACGGCUGCCCAUCUGGUUGCUUUCUUAAAUCAACUGCUUUAACUACACUUUACAAGGCUGUUUUACCCAAAAACACAGACAGAAUUUUCUAUGCAUGUUCCCCCCCCCCCGCCCGUCUCCCACCCCCAGAACACACUUGAGAAGUAGCUUUUUAUUCCUAGUGGUGUACAUUUAAUUUUAAAACGUUUGCAAUGUAUCAUGCUUGUUGCCGAAAUUGUUUAUGGCCUUUUCGUUUCAGUUUUUUCUUUCUUCCAAUGGUACUUUAGCUGUUGAGUGCAGGUUACAACCUAUAUUGUUAUGCAGAUGGCUUCUUUAGGAAUAACUUUUAUAUUUAUUUAAAAAUUUUAAAUUAUGGGAUUUUGUUUUUUGUUGUUGUUGUUGUUGUCUUUGUUGUUGGUCAUUUGUCAAUAUUCAGUCACCAAUUCUGCUCACUUCUUGCCAUGGAUAAAAUUGGGUCUUUCUGGCUAAUUAAAAAAGACAACUUUAUAAAAUGGCACUUUAAACAAGCCAUAGAUAGUUUUAUUUUUAUAAUGCACAUGGCAAAGCAAAUACGUUUGUGAUGAAGGAACUGCUCAUCGAAGCAAAAGAUUCAUAUAUGAUAUGAUAAAAUCUUUCUACAUUCUAAUGUACUUUUUUACCCCACUUGAAUGUGUUUUAACGGCUAAUUAUCAACUCAGUAGAGCAGUGAGAAACUGAUCAAAUUGCACUUGUUCUCCUACAAGCAACCUCCACACAGACACUUCUGUCUGCUGCAGAUGUGUCGUUUCCUUUGAUAGGACCAGGGACCAUAUAAUUAAGGUGAGGGUUGUUGUAGAUGCUUCCAGUGUCACUGUGCCUGUCCAUUUUAAGAGCUUCCCUUUCUUGUAGAGAACAAGUCUGCCCAAACUCCAUGCUUUUUAUAACUGGAGGACCCGGCGAAUUGCCACAUGCUGCACACGUCUACAUACGUACACAUAUACAAUGGUGUUGAUUAUUCCGAACAAUAACCGCGUGAAGCAGUUGAUCUGCCAUUGUUAAAACUGAUUUACAGUAACUUAGAACAACUGUACUUUCGUUGGAUUAGCAAAUCCUGUGUUUAAACAAAUCCCAUAUGUUGGGCAACAGUUCAAAUAAGCACAGAGAAGUGUUGCCCAAACUUGGUUCUCUGACUCUCAUGUAUUUGUAAGGCUGGGCUUCAAAAUCAAAACAAAAACCCCCAACAACAGCAGGCAAAUGCUUUUUAACUCUGACAUCCUUGCUGUAAAUUCCUGAUUCAAAGUCUAACACGAGAAAGACACGGAAAAUUAGCAGCCCAUUUUCAGAAAGAGCAAAAGCGUCAAGGGUUCGCGUUGUCUUUGUGUCCUAUUCUUACAAAGUGGUGUCCCGACAAGGAAGGGUAGGAGCCAGAGGAGGGAAUCUCCGAGUCCCAGUUUGAGUAUGGGAUGUGCUUCCAGAUGCCACCUGGCAGCAGUGCCUUCCCCUCCGUAAAUGGUGUUGUGUGGCAUCCAGAGCCAGGCGGGCAGCUUGAGGUGCCUUCAUGAGAAAGACGCGCUGGGGGCUGGGGCUGGGAGAGGACAAUUAUUGACAGUGAUGUGCAAUGAAGUGACAAGAUGAGAGCAGAAUCAUAAGAGCUUUGAAUUUGAAGUGAUUUUUUUUCCCAUAAGUUAUUUAUUCCUUUUUCUGUGUAAAUAUAUUUAUUUUACUGUGGAGCUCUAACAACAUCUGGAUCGUAACAUGUGCAGAAUGUAUGGUAGGAAUGUAUUCUCUUGUAGGAAUGUAAAUCUGUAUUAAAAGGGGGUCCGUGCCAGGACCCCUGGGUCUUCUCAUCGUAUGCACAGUCCACAUUCAUUUUUACUCUCUUCUCUAAUAUGGGUCUAUUUGAAAUAUGCAAAAGGUAUGGAUGAGGAAUGUUUUAAUACCUCCAAAUUUUUGAGAAAAUCAAGCAUCAAAGGGUUGAUAUUUUUAAAAGUUUUUUUAGUAGCACUUUCUCUGGAUGACAGAAGGGGCAACCCCACAGGCACCCUCGUUCAUACCAAAGGGUGAGAAAUGGCCUGAGCCUCCUCUGCACCUCUCCAGUGUCUUCACCAAUUGAGCUUUUUGUCGCCAUAGCCCCUUGGAGUGCCCUGAGGUCAAUCAAGGAAAAUUUAUUAACUAAAUAAGCUCCAAAGAGCCAAAGUAUCAACUUACGGAUCGUUUUAAAGCUUAAAUGUAUUAACCACCUAUGCGGUAAACAAUGAAUUAUGAAUACCGCAGGGCAGCCUUCUUAAAUGACAGAUGUUAAAAAAAAAAGACUCUACUUUGUGCAGCGAUUGUUAUUCCACUCUAUAUGAAUUGUCUUACUUUGAAAACCUUGCUGUUACAAAUUGGACCUUUAUACAUUUCUGAAAAUAUUGAAAAGAGCAUAUUUAACUUGUUCUGGCUGUAAAUGGUUAACUUCCUAUAACUGCCCUGCACCUGGAAGCAUAGAGUUGUGUGCGCCCUGCUUAUGUACAAUUGUUUUCAGCGUUUCUAAGAAUGAGUCCGAAUGGUUCUUUAAAAUUAGCCCAGGAUCAAAUGCUGUUGCAGACAAAGCCAAUAAAAACGUUGGACUUCUUUUGGGGAUAACAAGUUUGGAAGAGAAGUGCAGGCCAUAUGUGCGAAUGACCGCGAUUUUGAAAAAGGUGUACAUGGUGCCAUGUUUGGUGCAUGGUUUUUGAGGAGGGCUUUUUGUCCAAAAGGAGGUAUAACCUUUCCCCCACAGACCUGAGAGCUGUGCCUUUUCUAUGCAAUAUUACAGAUGUUACAUCGGAACCCAGAUGGCUGUAUUCACAUGUAGGUUUGGGCUGUAAUCGAAACAAUUGGACAGAUUAAAUGUACAUGGAAAUGAGCAGUCUUACUUUUGUAGUUUUAUAUUAUACAAUAAACAGUUAAAAGAUGA
Microcebus murinus (gray mouse lemur) is the source of this 8875-nucleotide messenger RNA. Lineage: Eukaryota; Metazoa; Chordata; Mammalia; Primates; Cheirogaleidae. The record is from RefSeq and is a predicted model, not a curated record.